GUAUUCUAGCUUGCCAUUCUAUCUCCCAAGUCUCAUUGACAGGAUUGCAUUCAUCACAUAUUGCUAUUUCCUUCCGGCAUCAUGCCUCUUCUUCUUGCGUCUCCUUCACCGUUAUCAGUCAUCCAUCAUGCUCAAAUUUCCUCAUCAGAUUCGACGAAGCUCAGUGGCGCGGAUGCCGAUAGCCCGGUCGAGCCCACCGUUGUUCCUGUGGAUGAGUUUGACAUGUUUGAUCCCUUGAGUAAAUGGUUGGAUGGUCAUGCUGAUGAUGCUGACAGUAAGCUGGAUUGGCUAAGGUCACAGAUCAUUGGAGCUGAGGCUGAGUUCGACUCCCCGUUUGGUCGGCGCCGCAUCACAUACUCGGAUCACACAGCUUCAGGGAGGUUCUUGCAGUUUGUGGAGGAGUUUCUUCUGCAAAAUGUCCUUCCGUUCUAUGGGAACACUCACACUGUGGAUAGCUAUGUGGGCCUCCACACCAGCAAGAUGGUCCACCAGGCCUCCCAAUACAUAAAGCACUGCAUGGGAGCCGGCCCGCAAGACAUCCUUCUCUUCUGUGGCACUGGCUGCACUGCAGCAGUCAAACGGCUGCAAGAGGUGAUGGGCAUCACGGUGCCAUCUAUCCUUCGUUCAAUGGUCCUCAGCCAUCUCCCACCUUCGGAUCGGUGGGUUGUAUUCUUAGGCCCGUAUGAGCACCAUUCCAACCUGCUGUCAUGGCGCCAGAGCCUGGCCGAAGUAGUCGAGAUCGGGCUUGAUGAAUUAGGGCACAUCGACCUUGCAGCCCUCGAGGCAGCCCUCGAGUCCCCGGAGUACUCUAGAAGACCUAAGCUUGGUUCUUUCUCAGCUUGCAGCAACGUCACCGGUGUGCAAACCGACACACGUGCCAUUGCACGGAUGCUUCAUCAGCAUGGCGCCUAUGCAUGCUUCGACUUUGCAUGUAGCGCGCCGUACGUGAACAUCGAGAUGAAAUCCGGCGAGGUGGAUGGCUACGAUGCGGUGUUUCUGAGCCCACACAAGUUCAUUGGUGGACCUGGGAGCCCUGGCAUCCUUCUGAUGAAUGAGGCCCUCUACCGGAUCAAAGGCAACCCUCCCUCCACCAGCGGUGGAGGCACCGUUCUAUACGUCAGCGGCCACGAUGUAAAGGACACCGUGUACUGCAAGGACGUGGAGGAACGGGAAGACGCCGGUACGCCGGGGAUCGUCCAGAAGAUUCGCGCCGCGCUCGCGUUCCGCGUGAAGGAAUGGGUUGGAGACGUAGCGAUCCGCGAGAGAGAAGCUCUCUUCGUGCGACGAGCCAUGGAGCGGAUCCGGCAAAACCCGAAGGUGCGGGUGCUGGGGCACGUGUGCGAUGACGAGCGGCAGCCGAUCGUGUCGUUCCUCGUGUACCCGGACGGGACGCGUGGCAGGCACCUGCACUGUGGUUUCGUGACCAAGCUGUUGAACGACCUGUUCGGGAUCCAGGGACGUGGCGGGUGCGCGUGCGCCGGGCCAUACGGUCACGUGCUGCUCGGGAUCGAUCGGGCCCGGUCCAAAGCCAUCAAAACCGCGGUCGAGAGGGGAUAUGAAGGGGCGAGGCCAGGGUGGACCCGGGUUAGUUUUGCAUAUUAUGCCUCGUGGGAGGAGAUGGAGUUUGUGGUGGAUGCAAUAGAGUUUGUGGCAGAGUGUGGCCAUCGAUUCCUUCCUCUAUAUAGCUUUGAUUGGAAAACUGGUCAUUGGGAAUAUGCAGGUGCUGGACAUGUCUUUCCGAUAGCAAAUGGAGGAGGCCAUGGUGGCAAGAAUUAUGAAGAUUAUAUCGCUACUGCUAGAUGUGUUGCCAACUCUGUACCAAAUUUAUCGGUGGACAGAAACAUUCCGAAAUGCAUUGACCCUCAAUUACUGAACUUUAAGAUAUGAGUGCAUUAUGUGGUCGAGAUCUUUCUUCGGAGGCUUGUGGCCAUUCGUCGUCAAGAGGGGAGAAGAAAAUGAAGAAAAAAAAGAGGACUAACCUCUUUUUCAGUUGGUGCAUCGACGUUGGCAUCAUCACCGAAGGAAGCACGGUUUUUUCUCUUCAAUUCUAAUUUUUUGAGAGUAGGGUUCACUAGAAGAGAGGAUAACUCGAGAAAAGAAAGAGAAGAGAGAGGAGAGAGGAGAGAGGAGGGAGGCCAUCAGAUUUUUCGAUGAAGAGCCAAGCCAAUCGAGAGGGGAGAGGGAGGAG
Elaeis guineensis (African oil palm) is the source of this 2188-nucleotide messenger RNA. Lineage: Eukaryota; Viridiplantae; Streptophyta; Magnoliopsida; Arecales; Arecaceae. The record is from RefSeq and is a predicted model, not a curated record.